UUCAUAUAUAGUACACAGCAGCAGCGUUAGCAAUAAUAAUAUUAUCCUUCUAGCUUUGAUAGGCCUCCCUAGCUCUCGACCUCUCUGCUUUCUCAUCCCUUGCUCGGCUAUGGUAUACUCUAUCCAUCCAAUUAUAAACAACAAACCUAAAUCUAUACCCAUAUUACUCUGAUCUUUGAAUUACUAUAUAAUUCGUUCAAAUUGGCAAAUUGCACCCCCCUCCCCCCAAGAAGCUAUAAAAGCUGCCAUGACAAGAAACUUCAUGCAACAAUGAUCCCAAAUUCAAGAGGAAAAUCAAGUUUCCCAGCAGCCAAACAAGAAGCUACAGGGGACGGCUGCGGCGGAGAUGGCGGCGGUGAGAGGCUAUUAAAGGCACCGACAAGUAGUACAACACCUAGCUCAAGACAAUGGUCAUCGGCAGGGUUCCGCAACCCAAGAAUUGUGCGAGUUUCGCGCACCUUUGGCGGGAAAGAUAGGCACAGCAAGGUUUGCACCAUAAGGGGGUUAAGGGACAGGAGGAUUCGGCUUUCGGUCCCAACGGCAGUUCAGUUAUACGAUCUACAAGACCGAUUGGGGCUAAGCCAGCCUAGUAAGGUAAUAGAUUGGUUAAUUGAAGCCACUAAAAACGACAUUGAUAAACUCCCUCCACUCCAAAUCCCUCAAGGUUCACUACUUCUCAGCCAAUUUCACCAUCAUCAUGAAACGACCACAACAAAUGUCGCAACGACGAUGUUUGAAAACAAAGAUCAGCAUCUUCAUGACCAAGAUGGGAUCACCCAACUCUUUGCUCAGAAGUUCUUUCCCUUAUCAUCAAGUAGCACUACUAACAAUAGUCUUAAUUCUACUCAUCCUUUACAAAACGCUAUGUCGUUUGAGCCUGCCAAUGGUGGUAAUAACAAUCUGUUAUCACUUUCUCACCAUCAUCAUCCUUUUGGAAGUAUGAGUAGUCAUGGAUUUUCGCUGCCCCAAAUGGAUAGUACUAAUAAUCAUGCUAAUCCAUCGUCGUUUUCGUCUUCUGUCGUAUCUGGGUCUCAGUUAUUUUUCUGCCCUCCUCCAAAUUCAAACCCCUCGUUUUUCACUCCAUAUCCUCCACCAAUAUAUAAUAUAGCCACUGCUACCACUGCUAGUAGUAGUAGUAGUGCCAUCCCAGUUCUAGAUUUUCAUCACCAAAAUCAUAGCACUACUUCUUCAUCAUCACAACAUGUGUUUCCUUAUAACUCUCUCAUGCCUUCACUGCUUCAUAAUAAUAGUAAUAAUAAUUUCUCUUUCAAAUCAUUGCCUGCCAUGCUUAAUCCUAAGCUUCUUUCCCAAAGUGGUCUAUUCCAAAAUCGACCAGAAAAGGAGGAUCAUAUGUAGCUUGAUUUAGCUAUAUACAUAAAUAAUCGUAAAUAUAGAGAUGUACAGGGAAUACAUAACCAUAUAUAUGUAUAUGUACACCUUCAUCAUCUCAUUUAUGAUCAUGAAUGUAUGAGCAAAUCAAGGGGGUGUUUCCUACUUCAGCUACAUCGUACGUGCCUUCGAAUUGAUCUUCAGUUCUGUACAAGUAAGGCAUAUAUAUAAAUAUAUACACAUAUAAAUAUUGUGAUAUUUAAUUAUAUAGUUCUGCAAAUUUUAAUAUGUUUUAAUUAAAUUGUAAUUUCUUCAUAAAUACGUACAAUGGAUUUGUGAAAUAAUCAAUGCUUGUUGUGAGCAUAUGAUCACAAUUUUAUAUAUGUACUUAAUGCAUACUUAAAAUUUGAGAUAAUUCUGAAGGAAAUUAACACAAAAAACAUGCAUGUAGUGUGUAAAUUUAUAUAUGUUAAGUAUUGUUAGCAGCGCUUUCAUGAUCUGGUAAUAUAACUCAUUUUCGAUGUU
Humulus lupulus (European hop) is the source of this 1854-nucleotide messenger RNA. Its product is annotated as transcription factor TCP5. Gene Ontology annotation, cellular component: nucleus. Gene Ontology annotation, molecular function: DNA-binding transcription factor activity; sequence-specific DNA binding. Bases 271 to 1356 code for a protein of 361 amino acids. Lineage: Eukaryota; Viridiplantae; Streptophyta; Magnoliopsida; Rosales; Cannabaceae. The record is from RefSeq and is a predicted model, not a curated record. The transcript is spliced from 2 exons.